AUGGGCCCUGAUACAAACAAUCGCUGUGGCCGUGGAGCUCCUAGUAUUUGUGACACGGCCAGUAGGCCUACAAGGCGGUCCAGUGAGGGGAAGGAAACAGACGCCGGUAUGGUCAGCACAAGGAGACCAGCGAAAAGACGACGGUCAGAUGCUUCUACUAGUGAGAGUUCAACUUCGACAACGCCCACGGGCACGUGUUCGCCUGAGUUGCCCCCGGUCCCCUCCCGUCAGUGCCUCAUAUGUGGAGACAAGGCGACGGGGCUGCAUUACGGCGUGCUGUCGUGUGAGGGGUGCAAAGGUUUUUUCAUGCGUUCAGUGCUGAAUAGAUCCACCUAUAAAUGUAAAAACCACGGUCGGUGUGUUAUGAACAAAAGGUCUAGAAACCGCUGUCAGUACUGCCGGCUGUCCCAGUGUCUUAAGAUUGGAAUGAACAAAGGAGCUAUAAGAGAGGAUCGCAUGCCCGGUGGUAGAUCACGCCAUGUUGGACAAUAUAAGUAUUCACAACAGAAAAUGGAGCGGAUACUUAGUGGAUAUUACUCUGAUAGUGAUACGGAAUCUGCACAAAGUCUCAGUCCUAGCCAUCUUUCUGAUGGCGCGGAAAGUAUUGAGUGCAAAUCGGCCAGUGAUGCACGCCCAAUUUGCCAGUGCCCUCAAGACAUCCUGGACAACCACAAUCUCCGUCUGUGGCGACUGGCUCUCCCGCGUCUCCUGGAGCUUGACCAGAACCCCUUGCUCACCGUGUUCCCAAACUGUGAUGGACAAUUGUCUGAUGGCGACAUGUUAUCUCUCAUUAACGACCUUGCCAUAGAACUUUGUAAGCGACAGAGCGGUUGGGUGAAGAAUCUCCCCAUCUAUGGCUCUAUCCCGCUGAGUGACAUUGCGUCUUUAACCACGGAUAGUUUCUUUGAGGUGACGAUACUGAGCUCGCUGAUGAUGAGGAGGAACGGGCUGGCGUCUCACCUGCGCCAGGCUAUGACCAGGUACCAGCCGUCUAAAGAAUCUUUACAAGCUCAAAGUAAAAGCCUAACGGCCGCCUUUUACCAGGUGUGCAGUAAGAUACUGCAGCUGAGACUUACCAUGGAAGAGUUUGCCUGCCUGAAGGCAUUGUCCUUCCUUCAACCAGACAGGCUCAACUGUCAACACCAAUGCCUUGUGUCACACCACCGGGACAAGUACGAGAAUCUCGUUCGUGACAUCUCGUCCUCUUCUGGAGGAACGCUGGAUCCCGAGAGGGCUUCAAAUAUCAUCAAGGUUCGCUGCCUUCUCACGGCAGUGUCUGCAGAACUGCGUGAAAUGCCCCUCGACGAUUUGCCAGUUGUGUUGAAAUGUCUCUUUAACAUAGAAAUGAAGCCGAGCAAGUGA
This is a messenger RNA of Lingula anatina, 1362 nucleotides long. Its product is annotated as nuclear receptor subfamily 6 group A member 1-B. Gene Ontology annotation, molecular function: zinc ion binding; DNA-binding transcription factor activity; sequence-specific DNA binding. Lineage: Eukaryota; Metazoa; Brachiopoda; Lingulata; Lingulida; Lingulidae. The record is from RefSeq and is a predicted model, not a curated record. Gene Ontology annotation, biological process: regulation of DNA-templated transcription.